Cucumis sativus (cucumber) is the source of this 1713-nucleotide messenger RNA. Its product is annotated as exosome complex component RRP4 homolog. The record is from RefSeq and is a predicted model, not a curated record. Gene Ontology annotation, molecular function: RNA binding. The transcript is spliced from 9 exons. Gene Ontology annotation, cellular component: nuclear exosome (RNase complex); cytoplasmic exosome (RNase complex). Gene Ontology annotation, biological process: U4 snRNA 3'-end processing; TRAMP-dependent tRNA surveillance pathway; CUT catabolic process. The coding region runs from base 407 to 1390 and encodes 327 amino acids. NCBI's taxonomy places the organism in Eukaryota, Viridiplantae, Streptophyta, Magnoliopsida, Cucurbitales, Cucurbitaceae.
AAAUAAAAAGAGAAAAGAGAGGAAAAUCUACGGCCCUUCUCGUUCUCCUCUUUCUCCACGCACGCUGCCCUCCCUAUUCACCUUCCAAUUUCUUUUUUUUUCCGUCUGCCCAUCACACCAGCCACCGCCGACCAUUACGUCUUGGCCGCCGCAAGUCUCCGUGCAUCAUCUCAACCGUGUCUGACAAGUCGACUGUCUGAUUCUUCAACUGCCGCUCUCGUCCGUAGUUUCGAAAGGUUUCGCCGCUGCAGCCGCGUCUCCCCCACUCGUCAGAGUUCGCCGGAAUUCCAAGAGCUUGCCGACGACGUCAACCAUCUCUCGCCAUUCUUUAGCACGCUGAUUCGCCCGACAAGCAUUUCCAAAUCUUCUUGUAUAAGUCUUUGGCAAUUGAGAGACUAUUAGCGAUAUGAAAGGUUUACAACUUUCCUUGAAUCAUACCCAGAAGAUUCGUCUUGAAAGAGCCCAAGAAAGGCUUAAAUCUCUCUCUUCGAAGGGCAAUUCUGAUGCUUCUGUUGUAGUUGCUGAUACUAUUCCUCUCAAUUACGAGGAUGGUGUCCUCAAGGGACAUGGGACCCUUGACUUGAAUGGAGAAGUAGUUGCCUCUAUUUGUGGAGUGGUUGAGCGAGUCAAUAAGCUCAUCUAUGUACGUGCCUUGCGUGCCAGAUAUAAACCGGAGGUUGGUGAUAUCGUAGUGGGACGUGUUACAGAGGUUGCACCAAAACGUUGGAGAUUGGAUAUAAAUUAUUGCCAAGAUGCAGUUUUGAUGCUUUCUUCGAUGAACUUGCCUGAUGGUAUUCAGAGAAGGCGAACUGCCGUUGAUGAACUCAACAUGCGGAGCAUUUUUGAAGAAAAUGAUGUCAUUUGUGCUGAAGUACGUGGUCUUCAGCAUGAUGGGCUACACCUUCAAGCAAGAAGCCAGAAGUAUGGCAAGCUUGAACGUGGUCAGCUGCUCACAGUUUCUCCAUAUCUAAUAAAGAGACGCAAACAACACUUCCAUCAUUUGGAGCAAUACGGUAUUGACCUAAUACUUGGAUGCAAUGGUUUUAUCUGGAUUGGGGAGCAUGUUGAUCCCAAAGUGGUGGAUACGAUGAUAGAGGAUCAAGUUGAUAAACCUGAACAAAAGGGUUCGAAAUUUGAAGGAACUUUUGGCAACCAAGUGCAAGAAGUAUAUACUCCAUUAGAGACACGACAGAAUAUCUGCAGAACUGCAAAUGCGAUUCGAGUAUUGUCUACCUUAGGUUUCAUAAUGACAGUAGAAGUCAUCAUGGAGAUAGUUAAUCUAAGUAUUUCUCUAAACAUUGAUGUGCACGAAAUGCUUGGCUCAGAGUUCUGUGUUCUCACGGCAGAAAAAGAGGUCGAACGACGUUCUUCGAGUAAGAAGAGGGGGUAAUUUUGUCUUCUUUCAAGAAUUGUGAGUAAUUUGAAUUACCAAAACCGUUUGAUUUGCAGAGAAAUUUAGUGUUAUUGUAUUUUGUUGAAUUUUAGAUUACCACCAGUUGUCGUAUCAGUAUAGAAUACAAUAUGUCCUCAAUUAUUAUGCUGUACGUGGUUUCAUAAAUGUCUAAGAAUUACUUUUAGGAUUUUACUAUAUGUCACAUUUUUGGCUAGAUUAAUACUAGACGAAACUUAACUUUGUUAAAUGUACUGUUACUGCUGAUAAUGGUAUCUUAUGAUCAUGAGGUGGAUUUGAAAACCAUCAGAAGAUUGUUUGAA